AUGUAUAAACGCAAUUCUGAUUCUCCGGUUCAGAAACUAACAAGAGACGUUAGAUUUGGAGGAACUACUUUCUACUCGUAUGUAGCUGCCCCUAUUGCAUUCAAGGCUCUUGAUAGGGAGAGCUUUUCUGUCUUGCAGAACAAAGUUUUCCCCAAAUUUUUCCUGAUGGAAUCGUUCUCCCCAUGGAUUUUGGCAUUGACAGCGCCCUUUAAGUUGUCUACGGCCCCCAUGGCACUCUUGACCAGUGCAUCUGUAUGUGGAUUGGCAAAUUUAUUCUGGUUAUUGCCAUGGACUCGUAGGGUUAAAGAGGAAAGGAAGUCGCUAAGUUCAAGAUUAGAUGGCGAUGAAUUAGAGCGUUACGACGCACCACUAAGAAAAGAAUUUGGUAAGUCUCAUGGACUAUCGCUACUGUUUAACAUGGGUAACGCGGUCUGUAUGCUUUCAUAUGGAGUCUAUUUAUGCCGUGGCUUGCUGAGAUACGCUCCCAAGUAG
Messenger RNA from Zygosaccharomyces rouxii, 492 nucleotides. RefSeq names its product Tmh18p (gene TMH18). NCBI's taxonomy places the organism in Eukaryota, Fungi, Ascomycota, Saccharomycetes, Saccharomycetales, Saccharomycetaceae. The transcript has a single exon. The coding region runs from base 1 to 492 and encodes 163 amino acids. The record is from RefSeq and is a predicted model, not a curated record.